Messenger RNA from Drosophila erecta, 306 nucleotides. RefSeq lists its product as uncharacterized. The record is from RefSeq and is a predicted model, not a curated record. The coding region runs from base 29 to 247 and encodes 72 amino acids. Lineage: Eukaryota; Metazoa; Arthropoda; Insecta; Diptera; Drosophilidae. The transcript has a single exon.
UCAUCACUGCACAUACAGAGUUACCAAAAUGAAGUUCUUCGCUGUUCUUUUCUUCGUGUGCAAUAUUGUAGUAUUUACAGUGGCUGCCAGUACCACCUCUGCAUAUGCCUCUAGCGCAGCCGCAGCUCCCGCGACAAGCCCUGCAAGUGAACCCCAAGGAUUCAGUGUACAGGUCUCUCCAUCACUGGCGCCCUGCGCGGGAGGUCCUAGUGGACUUCGCGGCCAGAAACUGUACUACUUCUUCUAAAUGAACUCUAAGCUAAAUACUCUGAAGUAAUAAAGUUUAACAAGUUCUAGCCCUUUCAA